CAGAACAACUACUCUCGAACAUAUGAUCAGAGAUCACUUUUUUGCAAGGCAUGGCCCACAUAAGCAGACCACUACACGGCAUGAUAAUGUGUGUUAACACACUGAUAUUUGCAACGGGUAAAUUUUGAGGAGCAACUGUCACUAUGCGAUGUGUCUAAGGCACCAGCUGUGGUUUUGUGAGGCAUGCUGCUAAUAGCUGGCCAGAAUGACUCUGCUGGACUUGUGGUUGUCACGCUCCAUCCCCAUGUGCCUACUCCUUCAGAGCCUUGUCCUCAUGGCCCUGUGCUUCCCCUCGGCCAGCAUGUGUCCAAAGGGCUGCAACUGCCAACGCGACCUUCAUCUUCACGGUCUCAACGUCACAUGCAGUCAGUCCCGCCUCAAAGAGAUUCCCCCCAGCCUCCCAGUUGACACUGUCCUUCUGAGGUUGGAUCACAACCAGAUAGGAGCUGUUCCAGAUCAAGCCUUCCGUGGACUCAAGCUUUUAAGAGAGCUAAACCUGUCUUACAACGCAGUGGAAACUUUGGGUGAAGGUGCCUUCAGUGGCAUUGAGGCAACUUUACAGGUGCUGGACCUUUCCCACAAUCGCAUCACGAGCGUUCACAAGGACGCUUUCGCUAGACUUAAGUCUAGCGUCAUUGUGAACGAUAACCCCUGGCAUUGCGACUGCGCCCUUCAGCAGGCCAUUGGUGGAAUGGCCCACAACCAUGAGGCCGCAGCCAGGGUUCUCUGCAGGAGCUCGGAGCUUCUUGAUCAGGAAGGACGACCAUUUUUGGCAGUGGACACUGACCUAUGUAACCUGGCAAAAAGGACCACAGACUACGCAAUGCUAGUGACCAUGUUUGGUUGGUUUGCAAUGGUCAUCUCAUAUGUGGUGUACUAUGUUCGACAGAACCAGGAGGAUGCCCGACGUCACCUUGAGUACCUCAAGUCUCUUCCCAGCAAGCCCAAGAAACCUGACGAUGCUGAUGAUAUCAGCACUGUGGUCUGAGUAACAUUAUGACGUUCUCCAUUGCAAACCUAGUGCACACCAAAAUGUGUAUGUAAUAGGACAUAAAUUUAUAGUGUUUACAGUUUUGAAAUUUUAGAGUAUGUGAGCAUCCAAAUGUUUGUAUUGUGGAAACCUUUAUUGUAUUUCCUUAGCAGGUUUAGUUCAUGUCUAUGUGAAUUGAGGUGAGAAUUGAGGUUACUUUUCUACAAUGAAAACAAAAAUGGAGUUUAGAAAAUUUGAAUCUCAGGUUUAAAUAUCAACAUGGUAAUGGGUUUUUUUAGUUAAAAUUUGGAAUAUUUGAAAAAAAAAAAAGGUUUGUGACACACGAUUUCUCAAAUCCCCCCUUUUGAAUAUCACACUGAAAAGAAAUUCAGGAUCUUUAAAUCCAUGGCAUCCUAUUUGAUAUAUGUACUGUAUGAUAUUGCUUUGGAUAUGCUUUCGUGGUCAGACUUUAGCAUAAAAAAUAUAUAUUUAAUGACAAAUUUCCUCAACAAUGC
This is a messenger RNA of Cololabis saira (Pacific saury), 1485 nucleotides long. It is a transcript of the gene lrrc3b, whose product is annotated as leucine rich repeat containing 3B. The record is from RefSeq and is a predicted model, not a curated record. The transcript is spliced from 2 exons. Lineage: Eukaryota; Metazoa; Chordata; Actinopteri; Beloniformes; Belonidae. The coding region runs from base 206 to 988 and encodes 260 amino acids. Gene Ontology annotation, molecular function: protein binding.